Dunckerocampus dactyliophorus (ringed pipefish) is the source of this 3776-nucleotide messenger RNA. RefSeq names its product dual specificity phosphatase 16 (gene dusp16). The coding region runs from base 1829 to 3517 and encodes 562 amino acids. The transcript is spliced from 6 exons. Gene Ontology annotation, molecular function: protein tyrosine/threonine phosphatase activity; MAP kinase tyrosine/serine/threonine phosphatase activity. Gene Ontology annotation, cellular component: nucleus; cytoplasm. Lineage: Eukaryota; Metazoa; Chordata; Actinopteri; Syngnathiformes; Syngnathidae. The record is from RefSeq and is a predicted model, not a curated record. Gene Ontology annotation, biological process: protein dephosphorylation; negative regulation of MAPK cascade.
GGGUGGGCGACGUCAUGGCGGUGACGUCUUGCUCACCAUGUCCAGUUCUUCCCGCAGGGCGCAUAUGGCUCUCUCCUUGCUGGACACCAGUUCCUCCAGGUACUGGUACCGAAGCUUCUUCCGGGCCCGACAUUCUCUGGCGCUCUGGCGACUUCGCUCCAGCUUGGCCUUCAGGUCGAUCUUGGCGGGUUUGCGGCCACGUUUCCCAGGUUUCUUCACUUUGCCGGCCACCAUCUGAUGACGAUGAGCACAACAGAGCGCCGCUAGUAUCAUGCUAACGCUACAUGCCCUCUAACAACACGUGUCGCAACAUCACGUAACAACGACUGGAGUGACACUUGAGCUUUGAUGUGCUCAGAUGACACUUUUAUCUGAAAAGAUGUUCGCCGCUUACCUUGUUUUCGUCCAUGUUGCUGUCAGCUAGCGGCUAGCUCACGUCAGCCUCGCACGGCUAACAAGCUCAGCCCAGGAGAAGAAAGACAACAAAAGCGACAAUCAAUGAAAGUAAAAGUGACAAACACGUCUAAAAACAAAAAAACAAGGAAAGCACAAAGAUGCCAGCUGCUCGACACCAUUUGUUGUUUAGAUGUUUACGUCAUCGUCUUUUCCGGUCUACGUCGAUGACCACGCCCCUUUUGACUAAACUUUAUUAACCGGAAAUGUGGACUUAAACAUAAACAUAGAUAAUGAAUAAAAUACGACUAAAGUCACUUCCUUGACACAAAAGAAUGAGGUCUUACAAUAUUUCAUCUACAUUUGUGAAGGUCUAGACGGUUUUGUGAGAAGAUGCUAACAACACGCUAAGCUAACUAUACAUGCUAAUUCAAAAAAAACAUUUUUCCUCCUUACAGAUGUUUUAUUUCCGUUUCCUUUAUAGCAUCCUUUUCUUCCUUCGUGUGUUUGCGUGUGAGCGAUGGAAGUGUGUUGCGAUGCUAACGCGGUCAUUUUAAAACGGGUGCCUGCGCCUUUAAGAGGCUGAAGCUCCUCCGGAUGACGUAAGGCUUUUAUUUUUCACGGCCGUGACCUCAUCUGCAGCAGAGACUGUCUCUUGGACUUCCACUUUCUCUCCGUCACGUCCUCAGCGGACACAGAAUCCGACUUGUCGCACAACCCGACUCGUCGGCGCGCUUUUGAAGUCUGACGUCGAACUUUCGAAGGGUGAGUUGAGAAAGUUGAGCUCGGGGUUCCGGAAAGUCACGUCGUGGUCACCCGAACACAGAAAGUCGCAACUAGUAGGACGUGCUGCCGACGUCACAGCUUGUUGGGCCCGCUGGUUAGCUACGCUGCCAGCAAACUACCGUCUGCUCAAGCUUGUUUGCGUCCAUGGUCGCAGUUAUUCGAAUUGAACAACGUUUAACUGAAACAAAGUUGUCAUCUUGCGCUCCGAUUGGCCACCAGCAAAGCCCCGCCCCCUCUGAGCGACUUGAACCAGUGCUGCAGUUCAAAGUCCUGUUGUCAGGUGAGGGGAAUGGCGGGCGGGGCUUACCUGGCAGUGGGAGGAGCCUGAGAUGGACAAGAUGGAGUAUUAUGUUGUUGGGUUGUUGGUGACGUGAUGGCGGCCGCCUUCUAUUUUUGUUUUUAGCCCCACAGCGACAAUGUUUCCGCACCGGCAUGAUGUCAUCACCUCCUGAAUCUUGUCACGCCUCCUGCUGAGUGAAAGCUCCUCCCCCCCUCCGACACGCACCGGGCGGUUCUGGGGACGGUGGGGAGGAAGAGGAGGGUCUGAGGUCCAGAUGCCAUCGGGAUGACGACAUCGGCGUCGGCCACCAUGACAGCGGUCUUCCCGUGAGGCCUUCGACCAGAACUCGGACCAGGGAGACUGGCGGGCAUGCUGAGGCCCGGCAACGUGCGGCCCAUUAGGGCGGAGGCUCUGGUGGCGCUGCUGGAGGGUGGUCUGGACCGUGUGGUUCUGAUUGACAGCAGGCCGUUUGUGGACUACAACACCUCCCACAUCCUGGAGGCGGUCAACGUCAACUGUUCCAAACUGAUGAAGAGGAGGCUCCUGCAGGACAAAGUCCACAUUGCCGAACUGCUCCAGCACUCGGCCAGCAACAAGUUGGAGCUGCAGGCUCACCACGAGGUGGUCGUGUACGAUCAGAGUUCUUCGGACCUGUCCUCUCUGGGUUCUGAUGGUUUCGUCAGCGUGCUGCUGGUCAAACUGGAGCGCAACUUCCCGUCCGUGCACCUGUUGGAAGGUGGUUUCUCAGCGUUUUCCCGCCUGUUUCCCGGCCUGUGUGAGGGCAAGUCGGCGCAGGUUCCGUCGUGCAUGUCACAACCGUGCCUGCCCGUGGCCAACACGGGCCCCACGCGCAUCCUGCCUCACCUGUACCUGGGCUGCCAGCGCGACGUCCUCAACCAGGACGUCAUGCAGCAGAACGCCAUCGCGUACGUGCUCAACGCCAGCAACACGUGUCCCAAACCCGACUUCAUUCCCGAGUCGCACUUCCUGCGAGUCCCCGUCAACGACAGUUUCUGUGAGAAGAUCCUGCCGUGGUUGGACAGAUCUGUGGAGUUCAUAGAGAAGGCCAAGGCCUCCAACUCCUCCGUUCUUGUCCACUGCCUGGCGGGAAUCUCCCGCUCGGCCACCAUCGCCAUCGCCUACAUCAUGAAGAGGAUGGACAUGUCUCUGGAUGAGGCGUACAGGUUCGUCAAGGAGAAGAGGCCGACCAUCUCUCCGAACUUCAACUUUCUGGGUCAGCUGCUGGACUUUGAGAAGAAGAUCAAGAGUCGUCACGCCGGUCAACCGCAGCCUGUCCCUCAGAACCUGCCUCUGGAUCGUGAUGUCAGCGGGGGGGCUCUGCUGGAGCCCCUCGUGCUGCCCCCUGAGGAGCGUCUGUUAGUUCAGGCCCUGGGCGGUCUGCAGCUUGCCGGCGAUGACGGCGCCCACCUGAAGCGCUCCUUCUCUCUGGACAUCAAGGCGCAUGGUGAGCUGGGCGAGGGUGCCGCCCACAGAGGCUUUGUUCCUCACAGUGGGCCGGGGGACGCCACUGCUAAAGCGUGUCACUUCUCUCCCGUGGAGGAGGUCUCGGAGCAAAGCCCAGACAAAGACGACGCGCAUGAGACGCCGCGAGCCAUGUCCUCGCGGGAGGCCGCCGCCAACUUCCUGUUUGGACUGUCGCAGAGCCAGCAGCACCUGGCCAGAGCGGGCCCCGGCGGCGCCCUCAAAGGGUGGCACUCAGACAUCCUCCUGGGGCCCGUCACGGCACCGUCCCUGUCCUCCCGGGCGGGCACCUGGUACAUCUCCUCGACCAUCUUGAGCGGCGGUGGCAGUGGAUUAGCGGCGUACGGCUGCAGCCAUGGGCCGGAGGCGGUGCGGCGGCGCGGGCGUCCGCGAGACGGCGGCGACUCGCGCAGGAGCUGGCACGAAGAGAGCAGCUUUGAGAAGCAACUGAAGAGGCGAAGCUGUCAGAUGGACUUUGGAGACGGCGCCACGGACAGACGCUCCCGUGACGACGUGGCGCAACUCGGAAAUCGCUCCAGUUUUUCUGGAAGCCUGGAGCUCAUCCAGGUGUCCUGAUGGGAGCGCCGCCUUUAGCUUGUCAUGUUUGUACCUCCGCCUCCUGGCUGCAUCAUGAUGAUGACAAUGAAGAUGUGUGUGAUGUGGUCGUACGUAAACGAGAAGAUGAAUGUGAUCUUCCAAGAUCCUUCUAGAAUGUUAGCAGACUGUCUUUGAUUACAUUUUCUUUUACCUCUUUCAACACCAUCUUGUCUUCUCUUCUUUCUGUAAAAAUGCAAAAAUAUUGGCUGUUUUUUAAAAAAAGAAAAGAAAAAAAGAG